CACAGUACAAUAGUUGACCCUCUCUACCAAAGAAUCCAGCGCCCAUGACAUGGUUUCCUGAAUAGGCCAGCGUCGCACUCCUUCGUACUCUCUCCCUUCGGGCAACGCAGGUGAGCGUGCUCAAGCCCUGAUCUCAAAAUGAGUCUCUUCGGUGCUUCCACCGCACAGCCCGCAAAGCCUGGCUUGUUCAGCUUCAACAAUCCUACCUCCGGCCAGCCCACUGCGCAAGCCUCGCCAUUCGGACAAUCCCAGACACAGCAGAACAAUGCUCCGAGUUUCAGCUUCGGCACCUCACAAUCACAGCCUCAGCAGAGCGGUGGCUUGUUCGGUACGUCUACACAACCACAACAGGGCGGAGGUUUGUUUGGAGCGUCGCAGUCUCAACAACAGUCAGGAGGGGGCCUGUUCGGUGCUUCGAAGCCACAAACUGGAGGACUGUUCGGUAGUUCCACACAACCACAACAGCAGCAACAGACCGGAGGCUUGUUUGGGACGUCAACACAGGCGCAGCAACAACCACAACAAGCACCAUCACGUCCGCUUGACCAAACCCUAAGAUUUGGCCAAUCUCAACAAGGGCAGACGGAGUCUCAAUCGAUGUGGGAAGAAGGCCGUGGGUUAAAUGUUUACAGGUCAAUACCGGCUCAGAUGACUAUCGUCAAAAACAAAUGGGAUCCAACAAGCCUAUCAUCUCCCCUACGAGCAUACCUGUAUCAACACGUCGAGACCGAAACAGAAGCUCUCAAGUAUAGAGCGGGACCGGGGGAGGACGAAGACAAAUGGGAGGAAGCCGUUUCGAAACGCCCUGGACCUGAAUGGGUGCCGCUUCUAAUCCAGGGAUUUUUUCAGCUUGGUCGAAAGGCACAGAUUCAGAUGGAAGCAAUUCAAAGAUGUAACAUGAUGCUCCAAGAAAUCAAUACCUCGCUUGACGUACAACUUGACAAACAUCGCCAGAACGUGGCCACAAGAUUGGAGGAAAGCAAAAGAAGGCAAUUGGCGACAGCUCGGAGAGUCCUCUCGCUGGCUGUGAAGGUUCAAAUCCUGCGCAACCGUGGCUAUGUCAUGGACAAUGCCGAAGAAGAGUUGAAAAACAACCUGGAGAAGCUGCAACGGGCGGUACUCGAUCCGAGCCUCGAUGCAAGAGAGCAAGAAGUCUGGGCAAGAAUGCUGGGAAUUCGGGAACGAGCGAAACGACUCAAAAUGGAGACGGAGAAACUCACACCAGUUGCAAAGGAUGAGGAUGGAGUCUUGGACGAAGAGACAGUCAAAGCUGCAAAACGAACACUUGAAGCGCAAGAUGUUCAGUUGCGACACUUGCAGAAAGAAUUAGACCUCAUACAGCAAGGCUUUGAAGAUUGGGAAAAGCUAUCCAAAGAGAGAGACAGUGAAGCUCCUCGGCGCAGAUGAGAUGUGCCACUCAUCAGACUAUGAGUGGCUUCCGACUUACCAUGAUGUGCUGCACGUUUGGUGUGGUAAUGGAUACGGAUGGGUCAAUACAAAGGACUUCUUGCAUAGCGAUGUUGCGAUAUGGGACUGUUGAUAAAACGGAGAUUAUUCUGGGGCUCUAUCUAUGGAGGCAGGCAGUCGUUUCUUCAGCGUGCAUCAACCCACGCUGGACAUCCUGCUAAUAAUGUACAAAAUCAUAAUGUACAACAGAGA
Exophiala oligosperma is the source of this 1659-nucleotide messenger RNA. RefSeq lists its product as uncharacterized. The transcript is spliced from 2 exons. Gene Ontology annotation, molecular function: structural constituent of nuclear pore. The record is from RefSeq and is a predicted model, not a curated record. The coding region runs from base 139 to 1407 and encodes 422 amino acids. Gene Ontology annotation, biological process: nuclear pore organization; protein localization to nuclear inner membrane; NLS-bearing protein import into nucleus. NCBI's taxonomy places the organism in Eukaryota, Fungi, Ascomycota, Eurotiomycetes, Chaetothyriales, Herpotrichiellaceae. Gene Ontology annotation, cellular component: nuclear pore central transport channel; nuclear pore.